UUAGGUACCGUUAGAUGCUCCCUUAGAUGUCUCUGACAAUAUGUUAUCAGGUGAGAUACCAAGUAGUCUUGGGAGCUGCACAAGUCUAGAAUACCUAUACAUGAGCGGGAACAGUUUCCAAGGGUCCAUUCCUUUGUCUCUUAGUUCAUUGAGAGGUCUCCAAGAAUUGGAUUUUUCUCGCAACAAUUUAUCUGGACAAAUUCCUGAAUUUUUGGCAAGCUUUAAUUCAUUGCUCCGAUUGAACUUAUCUUUCAAUGAUUUUGAAGGUAUAUUGCCAACUGAUGGAGUCUUCGAGAACACAAGCAUUACUUCAGUAAUGGGAAACAACAAGCUAUGCGCAGGCAUAUCUGAGUUCCAGCUUCCUGUUUGCCACCUCAAAAGAUCCAAGAGGAGACUAAAGAUAAUCAUUGCGACCGUGAUAGGACUAUCAGGAGCAAUUUUUGUGGUGUUGUCUUUUCUAGUUCUUUUGAGGUUUAAGAAGAACAGACCAAAACCUGCUUCAUCCAAUUCAGAUGAUCCUCUUCUGAAAGUUCCCAAGGUGUCAUAUAACGAUCUCAUAAGGCCACUGAUGGCUUCAUCUCUUCAAAUUUAAUUGGUAGUGGCAGUUUUGGAUCUGUAUAUAAAGGAAUUCUUAACGAAGGCAGGCAAACCGUAGCUGUUAAAGUUCUUAAUCUCCAAUAUCAUGGUGCGGCCAAGAGUUUCACGGCGGAAUGUGAAGCCUUAAGGAAUAUCAAACAUCGAAAUUUGGUAAGGAUUGUUACUGCAUGUUCGGGUGUGGACUAUCAGGGCAAUGACUUCAAGGCACUAGUUUAUGAGUUCAUGGUCAAUGGGAGUCUCGGGGAAUGGUUGCAUUCAUAUGUUCAAGUAAAUAGGACGCAUGAGGGAUACAAGAUUUUAAAUCUAAUUCAGAGAGUAAAUAUUGCAAUUGAUGUUGCU
This is a messenger RNA of Jatropha curcas, 936 nucleotides long. The record is from RefSeq and is a predicted model, not a curated record. NCBI's taxonomy places the organism in Eukaryota, Viridiplantae, Streptophyta, Magnoliopsida, Malpighiales, Euphorbiaceae.